Molecule: messenger RNA, 2026 nt
Organism: Sipha flava (yellow sugarcane aphid)
Lineage: Eukaryota; Metazoa; Arthropoda; Insecta; Hemiptera; Aphididae
Product: ubiquitin-conjugating enzyme E2-24 kDa-like
Exons: 6
Coding region: 1001-1615 (204 amino acids)
Biological process (GO): protein polyubiquitination
Cellular component (GO): nucleus
Molecular function (GO): ubiquitin conjugating enzyme activity
Source: RefSeq, a predicted model, not a curated record
AGAAACACACAUUUGUUGACGAUAAAUACGUCAUGUUUAAUACUAUACAUUCGCAACAGAGCGAUCGCGGGCCACUGGUCGUCGUCGUGCCGAUCAGUCAGUGGUGUGGUUAUACCUAAUAUCGUUGUCGCGCGUGUCACGCUAUACAGGCGAGCGUUACUUGUGCGAACAAGACCGCGUCCGUUUUAUCGUUCGUAACACUGAAUACACGCGACUACACGUUCCGAUAUACGGGCGGGCUCGUGUCGAAACCGUUUGAACGACGACAACAAAACAGCAAUUAGACAAUAAAUUUUGAUCGCGUAACCUCUGUUGCAAUUAUUGUUAUAAUAUUAUUAUUGUUUUCGAACCGAAUUGUUGACGUUCUCGGUGCGCAUGCGCGUACAUGAUAACGCGGAGAACAACACACGCACACACGCACAUACGCACACGGACCGGCCAGCCGCAAACUCGCCGGUACACGGAGACCACUUUUGGAACCACUAUCGUUUUCGAAAACUCGACGCAUGAUUGUUAUUUCGGUGUUUUCCUUUGUUCGCCCGAGUCGUGUCACCGUUGCCGUGCAUUUUCUCGCCGCGGUGCGCCCACGGCCGUUCGACGCGCCGAUUUGCUGCACACCGUUGUCGUCCGUUCGCGUGCCACCCGCCGUCCCGUACGAUUCGCGGACACCGACCCCGUAGCCGGUAUCGCCCGAGACCCACGCUGCCGUUGCUACCAUCGCGCUCUCACCGUCCGCGAGACACCGUCCCCGGGUACUCGACGCGUGCGAAAAUCCCUCGCUCACCCGCGCAGUUUCUCCGGAUUCCGUGCUCCGUCCGUCUCGUCGUAUCACGCCGUCACCGUUACGUAGUUGCCGCGGCUGCUCCGACAUCGUUCUCAGAUGACCGUCUGUUGAUCAGCUCGCCGACUGCUGUUACUGAAUAUCCAAUGCCUUAAGACUGAACCCAGUUGUACAUCCAGAUCGAAGGCUGAUUGCCGUCGCCGUUUUUUGUUACUGAUAAUGUCCACUACCCCUACUCCUCGGAGUCCUAACAAUUCUGGCCGCCGAAGUGUGACAGCAACAUUGCCUGUGGUUGCUCCUGUGCAGUCCAAUCCUCCGUCAUCACCCACCAUUGGUGGUGAAACCGCCAAGGAAGUGAAACCUAAUCCAAAGAUGUCCAAAGCUCUUAGUACUUCAACCAAGAGGAUUCAAAAAGAACUAGCCGAAAUUACAUUGGAUCCUCCACCAAAUUGCAGUGCUGGACCAAAAGGAGAUAAUGUAUAUGAAUGGGUCAGCACGAUUUUAGGUCCUCCAGGUUCAGUAUAUGAAGGAGGCGUAUUCUUCUUAGACAUUCAUUUUACUCCUGAAUAUCCAUUCAAACCUCCUAAAGUAACAUUUAGGACUCGCAUUUAUCAUUGCAAUAUUAACUCACAGGGAGUAAUUUGUUUGGAUAUAUUAAAAGAUAAUUGGUCUCCUGCAUUGACCAUCUCAAAGGUGCUUUUAUCAAUUUGUUCUCUACUGACUGAUUGUAAUCCGGCGGAUCCCCUAGUCGGUAGUAUUGCUACUCAGUAUAUACAAAAUCGUGACGAACAUGAUAGAAUCGCUAGGUUAUGGACGAAACGGUAUGCUACAUGAUUCAUCAACAAUGAAAAAAAAAUAAAAAAAUAUACAUGCGAAAAAUCCUAAUUCCGUUUAUUAUUAAUGGGUAUUAGCAUGAUACAAUUUUGAUUUUAUUAUUAUUUUAUAGUUGACAUAUUUAAGACCUGAAUAUGAGUCAGUUCCUACAUUUUUCAUAAUUUUUUCUUUAUUUUUCAUGGAACAGUGAUAUUCUAUUAAUUAACAAUUUCAAUGUGUAAAAUAGAUAUAUAAUAUUAUGUUCAUGAUCAAACUGCACAACACUAAAGCCACAAUAACUUUAAAACGUUUUUUAGUUGUCAUGUUUUAGGGUAUUGUUCUUCAAUAUUCUGUAUUUACUCACCGAAAUGACUUAAUAUUAUAUAUGUAUUUUUUUUUAUUUUUUUAUAUAUAAAUAAUUUAAUGGAAACU